Pangasianodon hypophthalmus (striped catfish) is the source of this 3157-nucleotide messenger RNA. It is a transcript of the gene macrod2, whose product is annotated as mono-ADP ribosylhydrolase 2. The transcript has 20 exons. NCBI's taxonomy places the organism in Eukaryota, Metazoa, Chordata, Actinopteri, Siluriformes, Pangasiidae. Bases 164 to 1492 code for a protein of 442 amino acids. The record is from RefSeq and is a predicted model, not a curated record. Gene Ontology annotation, cellular component: nucleoplasm. Gene Ontology annotation, molecular function: ADP-ribosylglutamate-[protein] hydrolase activity. Gene Ontology annotation, biological process: purine nucleoside metabolic process; DNA damage response; peptidyl-glutamate ADP-deribosylation.
CGCGCGCGCACAGGCUUCACUAUAUUUUGACAGCUUCUCCAGUGAGGAGGCAUCUCGCUCAGGAGCGCUUUCACUUUCUCUUGCCUUUCCGAGCACACUCGCUGUGAGCCUGGGGUUGACUCACUCCAAACCUUUUAACCAGAAGCCCCUGCAGCACGGCACCAUGAGCAAAAAGAAAAAGGAGUGGAGAGCGGAGAAAGACCGCUUGCUAGGCCUUGGACAGGAGGAAAGACGUAAAGAGUAUGGAGACAACUACAUGGCUCUGGACAAGAUUCCCACCUGGAGGCAUCACCACAGUAGAGAGCCAGAGGUAGAGGAGGAAAACCCUGUCUCAUUGUGUGACAAAGUCUCUCUGUACAAGGGUGACAUUACCAUCCUGGAAGUGGAUGCCAUCGUGAAUGCUGCGAACUCCAGUCUCCUCGGCGGUGGUGGAGUGGAUGGCUGCAUACACAGAGCAGCGGGACAUUACCUGUAUGAAGAGUGCCACUCACUAAAUGGCUGCGAGACGGGCAAAGCCAAGAUCACCUGUGGCUAUGACCUUCCUGCCAAGUAUGUCAUCCACACUGUUGGCCCCAUUGCUAGAGGAAACGUGGGCCUGGUCCAAAGAGAAGAUCUCGCAUCCUGCUACAAGAGCUCCCUAAAGCUGGUGAAGGACUAUAGUUUGCGCUCUGUGGCCUUUCCAUGCAUAUCGACAGGGAUUUAUGGUUUUCCCAAUGAGCCGGCUGCUGACAUCGCCCUGAACACCGUGAGGGACUGGCUGAAGGAGAACAAGGACAAGAUCGACCGCAUCAUAUUUUGCGUCUUCUUGGAAAACGACUAUGGGAUUUACAACAGGAAGAUGUCAGAUUACUUCCCUCUAGAUAACGAAGAAUGUGAGGAGGGGAAUGUGGCCCACACGGAGGAUGAUGCUAAUAAAAAUGAUACUGAUGAUGUUCCGAUGGACAGCCAGGUAGACCAAGAUGUUGAGAUGCUGAGCCAGGGAGACGAUGUGGAUGAUCUUGACACACCAAGCCAGCAGCCAGAAACCUGCACUUCAGCCCCUGAAAAUCCUGCAAAGGAAAAAACUACAGAAAGAAGUGACCCAGUAGAGGAUGAGAAGUCAGCAGGAGAGAGCAAACCCAAGCAAGAGAAAGAGAAGCAUGAUGAAAAGAAGGGCGAUUCAGAGGAAGGCGCUGGUGGUACUGGGGUUGAGAAGGAGAAGAGUGCCAGAGAGAAGACUGAGAAUGCUCCUGCUGAUACAAAACAAGAAGAUGAGGAAGACCAAGUAACAAGCAUGAACAGCAAGGAAACAGACAGUCAAGGAUUACUGGAGACCAUGGAGGUAGAGGGUGCUGAAAAUGAGGAGAAAAACACAACUACAGACAGCAGCAAGUCUGAAGGUGAAGUGAAACAUCAGGAUAAAAGCCCUGCAGAAACAAACCAAGCAACUCAAACAGACAGCAGUCAGUCCAAAGAUGGCUCCAGUGAUAAGGGUGAGCCAAGUAAGGAGUGAGAAGACAAUCAGCCUCAUAGUUACACGCACCGGCAAACUGUGCGAAGGUGAACAUGACACCACACGAUGGAGUCUCCUGAAAAAAAAAAAACCCAGGGAGAGGAUCUGUCCACCACCAUCCUCCUUCUUCCCUUCCUUUCUUCCUUUCCUUUCUUUUCCUCAUUUGGUUCGGAAUUUAAUGAAACAUAUAUGAUAUUAGAGAGGCACACGUGAACAUAUCGAAGAGUCUAGUGGGUUAUGGGGUGAUACUUUACCUCACUGAAUUGCUGCUUGAUCAUUUCCAUUCUCCAGGUUUCCUGGUACUGGAUCUGAACAGGUUUAAAAAAAAAAAAAAAAAAGUUAGUACUCUGGGUUAGAUGGGUUCUUAAUUUAUACUUAUAAAGAAUAUAUUCUCAAUGAUUGAUGCUUUGCACAAGGUCUGCUGUAACACAGCACCUUUACAUCAAUUACAAAUAUGUUUGAUUUUUUUUUCCUUUAAUACUUAAUGCUACGAGUGAUGUGUCAGUAUGAAUGUCCAUGUCUUCAUAUGGCCAUAUGGAUGAAUAUGCAAGCCAAUGAUGAAAUGAAACACUUGGCAUUAAUACAGUAAGUGCUUAGUGAAAUGGGAAAAUAACAGAUGCAUUUUAGUGCUUGGAUUCCACAUGCAAUUAAUAUAAAUUAAAAAAACUGAUAUAUGAAUUAUAAAUAUAUUAAAUAAAUAUAUUAAAUAAAAUAAAUUAACUAAAUAGUAUGCAAAAUAAUACGGAUUUCCAAAUUCUAUAUAUUCUAUAUGUGGAUAGUUUAAUUUGAAUGUUGAAUGUGGAAAGGAGACUUCAUAGAGAAGUUUUUCUUUUUGUUUAAAUACUGGCCUGAGAGAACAGUCAAACCAGUGUAGUUUAAACUAAAUAUGAAAACUACAGCAUAUCUUUUUUUGUGAUUAUUUUUCUUCUUUAAAAUGCCGUUAAUAUGUUGUGGGUCUGUACGGUAAUGCAUCACUACACAUCAUCUCUCAGAGAGGUUCACGUUUUUUCAUGCAUUGUGCUACAAAAACCAUGCCACACUAUUAAAACCUCUCUUACAUCUCUUUUUAUGUCCACGUUUCUUACAGUUACUUCUAAUCUUGCUCACUGAUGAUUUGUUUUUGUGAAGUUUGUUAACAGAUGAAUGUUUCUCAGUUUUUACCCUAAUGCAUGCAAACAGGUUUCUUUGUGUUUUUUUUUCCUUUCUUUUUUAAAUUUUAAACAGAUCGCACUCUCAAUAUUUUUACUAAACUUUGUGUGUUCCGAAAAAAAUCAGCCUUAUUUGACAGGACAGAUACUAUAAGAUCACAAAAACGAUGGAAGUGCAACAUGCAAAUCUGAUGCUUGGAAUGAUUAUGAAUAUAUAUAUAUAUAUAUAUAUAUAUAUACACACACAUAUAUAUAUAUAUAUAUAUAUAUAUAUAUAUAUAUAUAUAUACAUAUAUAUAUAUAUAUACACACACACACACACAUACUUGGUAUCCUCUUUUGUUUCUCGGGUUCAAGGUGAAAAGUCAAAAAACUAUAUUUCAUUUGUUUUGUUGGAAGGUUUGAUCAAUUACUUGAAGUGGUGCCAUAAUUAUAUCAGAUGACUUUAUGCCUUCAUAAAAUCGAUGUUUGCUUUGCUUUACAACUAUGAAAUAAAGUUGAAAAAGGUUCUUUCCAA